Molecule: messenger RNA, 1039 nt
Organism: Fulmarus glacialis (Northern fulmar)
Lineage: Eukaryota; Metazoa; Chordata; Aves; Procellariiformes; Procellariidae
Gene: SMS
Product: spermine synthase
Exons: 9
Biological process (GO): spermine biosynthetic process
Molecular function (GO): spermine synthase activity
Source: RefSeq, a predicted model, not a curated record
CUUGCAGCUGAUUGCAAUGCCGUUCUUAAAGCUCUACAGCCCAUUUUUCAGGAGCAGGGAAUGACAGAAACAGUUCAUAACUGGGAAGACCACGGUUAUUUAGCAACCUACAUAAAAAAAAAUGGCAGUUUUGCCAAUUUGAGAAUUCACCCUCAUGGAUUAGUGUUGGUGGAUCUGCAGAGCUACAAUGACCAUACGAAAGGAAGAGAGGAAGUCGAUCAGCUUCUAAACAAAGUAGAAGAAAGAAUGAAAGAAUUGUUUCAUGGUAAUAUAAAAAGGGUGAAACGAUUGCCAGCCAUUUUGAGAGGAGGUGUCAUUGACAGAUACUGGCCUACAGCUGAUGGGCGCCUGGUGGAGUACGACAUAGAUGAAGUUGUUUAUGAUGAAGAUUCACCUUUUCAGAAUAUUAAAAUUCUGCAUUCAAAACAGUUUGGGAAUAUUCUUAUCCUCAGCGGAGAUGUUAAUCUGGCAGAGAGUGACCUGGCAUAUACUCAAGCCAUAAUGGGCAGUGGAAAGGAAGACUACACUGGGAAAGAAGUACUAAUCCUAGGAGGUGGUGAUGGAGGUAUACUAUAUGAGAUAGUCAAACUGAAGCCAAAGAUGGUUACUAUGGUAGAGAUUGACCAAAUGGUGAUCGACGGGUGUAAAAAAUACAUGCGUAAAACAUGCGGAGAUGUCUUAGACAAUCUGAAAGGAGAGUGCUAUCAGGUCCUAAUUGAAGACUGUAUUCCCGUACUGAAGAGGUAUGCCAAAGAAGGAAGGAUGUUUGAUUAUGUAAUUAAUGAUCUGACGGCUGUUCCAAUCUCCACAUCUCCAGAAGAAGAUUCCACAUGGGAAUUUUUGCGGUUGAUUCUUGACCUCUCAAUGAAAGUACUGAAACAAGAUGGAAAAUACUUCACACAGGUAUGAUGUCUGGAUGUAAAAAGGUAUCUGUCAGACUUUGCAGAAGGACUCUGGGAAGAAGCUUGUGCUGAAAGCUGGAGUGAUGGCUGGGCUGCAGCCAGGGUACAGAGAGCUGGCUUUGUGUCGGCUGAAACCG